This is a messenger RNA of Staurois parvus, 338 nucleotides long. The record is from the annotation of a GenBank genome assembly. Lineage: Eukaryota; Metazoa; Chordata; Amphibia; Anura; Ranidae.
AGCACCAGGACCAUCUUCUAAAGAUGAUUCAGCUGUGAGAUCGGGGCACCACUAGUGCAGAGCUUGCCCAGCAAUGGCAGCAGGCAGGUGUGAGUGCAUCUGCAUGCACAUUUUUGUUUGAUCUUACCUGUUCCUCGAUCCAGCCGCGCGCUGUCUUCCCGGCUUCUGUAAUGGAGCUCGGCAUGACAGCCGGGUGCCCAGUGCGUAUGAGCGAGAAGCACUUGCGCUUUGUGAUUGGUCCGGCGGCUUCUGGGAUCUGUCAUGUGUCCCAGGUACCGCCUUACCAUUCACAAAAAGCACCGCUUCUUGCGCAUGCGCACUUGGCACCCGGCUGUCAU